Molecule: messenger RNA, 1606 nt
Organism: Biomphalaria glabrata
Lineage: Eukaryota; Metazoa; Mollusca; Gastropoda; Planorbidae
Product: dehydrogenase/reductase SDR family member 7-like
Exons: 8
Coding region: 203-1069 (288 amino acids)
Molecular function (GO): oxidoreductase activity
Source: RefSeq, a predicted model, not a curated record
AGUGGAGUGGAUACCUUUUCAGGAAACACCGGCCACCCCGAUAUCCACGUGACCCUUCCCCCUAGAUGGCACCUUGUGUCCGCGCAUAAAAAGGCAGACAACGUGGGCACUGUCCAUUCUACCGGCAUCUUUUGUCACUGUAGUGUCCGUAUGUUACUGGACCUACGUCGUCUCCACUCCCUUUUGUGAAUGGUUCUACACCAUGCGUUUACGUAUGGCUGCAGAAAGUCUGUCUGGUAAAGUUGUAUGGAUCACAGGAGCUUCCAGUGGUAUUGGGGAACAUAUUGCUUACCAGUUGGCGUCUGUUGGGUGUAAGCUGGUUUUGUCUGCAAGAAGAAAGGAAGAACUAGAAAGAGUCAAACAAACUUGUUUGAUGACUAACAGGGGUACACUAUCAGAUGAUGAUAUUUUAGUUUUACCUUUGGACAUAAUCAAAUUUGAAAGCCACAAGUCUGCAGUAAAACAAGUUUUGGAUCAUUUCAAAAAGAUUGACAUUCUAAUCAACAAUGCUGGCAGAUUUCAACAGGCUUGGUGGACAGACAUUGAUUUGGAAGUUGAUCGGCAUAUUUUCGAGUUAAAUGUUUUAGGGCCAGUGUCCUUGACCCAGGCUGUGCUGCCACAUAUGAUUGAACGCAAAGCAGGACAAAUAGCAGUUAUGAGUAGUUUAGCUGGCAUAACAGCUGCUCCUGGGUCAAGGUCAUAUUGUGGCAGUAAACAUGCACUACAUGGCUACUAUGACGUCCUACGCUUUGAGUUAUGCGCCCAUAACAUUGAUGUGACAAUAAUCUGCCCUGGCCCAGUCAAGUCAGAGCUUUUGACAAAUGCAGUGACAGGAAAGAAAGAGGAGCCACUCAAAAAUCAUUCCAAGAUAUUUCGAAAGCAAAUGAGCACCGAGAGAUGUGCCUAUUUGUCUUGUCUGGCCAUUGCUAACCGAAUGUAUGAAGUCUGGAUCAGCAUCCCCCCAUUUGUACUAUUUACCUUUGGCAUGACAUAUCUAGCAACAUUUAGUAAAUGGAUGUGCACUACACCAUGUAUUAGGAGAUUUUUCAAUCUGCCAAAAAGAAAAUGAUUUCUUAGUGAGUGGACAUCAGCCAGAAAUGAUAUUAGUAUCCAUAGGUGUGUUUGAAUGGGUGGUUGUGAAGCAUUCAGCAGCAAUAGUUAGUAAUUUCAUUAUGUCCAUACUAAAAGAAAUGUGUAUUAUCUCUUUAAGAUGUUAAUUAAAAGUUCACAUUUUCUUUAAAAAAACUAUACUUUUCAGAAAGGCCUAGAUUUAUUGACAUGUGUGUUAAUUGUAUCUAACUAGCUAAUUUUAGGAAGAGCUUAUAUUUAAUGUAUUUCAACAUUUGGUAAUACAAAAAUAAAAUAUAAUUAAAUUGUAAUUUUGUUUUUCAUAUUUGAAAUGAAAUGGUGAAAGUUGUGUUGGUUUUUUAAAUCUACUGCUUUUAUCAGCAGUUUCUUAAGUACAGUGCCUAGAAUAAGUUCUUUUAGACAAAGAAAUGUUACCAAAUAAAAAGUCUAUCAAGGGAAAAAACUUGUGCCUAUUUAUUGUAUAACAUUACUUUAAGUUUGAACACCAACUUUGCAUUAAAUGUUUAUUUAACUUUAA